This is a messenger RNA of Racocetra persica, 1397 nucleotides long. The record is from the annotation of a GenBank genome assembly. Lineage: Eukaryota; Fungi; Glomeromycota; Glomeromycetes; Diversisporales; Gigasporaceae.
GGCCACUGUCAACUAGUUCUCCGACUAGUUCAAAUAUGAUAGAUCACCUCUUAGGAAGACCCUCCCCUUCAUGGAAAAGAAUUCAAGUGUUUCUUGUUUCGCUUACCUGGUUUUUUUUCUUAUUUAAAAUUGACCGUCGAGGUCCAAAAUUUCUUCAUAUAUGGAAUGAAAAAUUAUCAAGAUUCUCUCCAUUUCAACUUGUGGCCGGAACUUUGGCUGCAUUAUACAUUUUGAAAAAUGCUGAUCGUAUGAUAGGACUUGGAGCACCCGAGCCACUUGCACGACUGUAUAGUCGAAGUUAUUACCGAGCCACGUGGGUUCUUACUGCGUUAGACGCCGGUUUUUGGACUGCGAUGCCAAUUCGUCCAAAACCAAUUCGAGAUAUCAUGUGCAUUCUGUUUUCAAUUUAUUACCUAAUAUUUGCUGAUCAAGCGGACGAAAAGACUAGACGAAUACGUGCAACAAUUACUGUCGAACAUCUUCGUACAUCAUGGGAAAAAUCUUUAAACCCUUAUUUACGCGCGUUAAUAAGGCUUACAUAUCCACAUGUUACUAUUCAUCAAAAAAAAAUUAUGAUUCCUCGACCUGAAAAUAGUCAAUAUUGUUCAAGAAUGGUUACUGGUUAUAUAUAUUACGAUGGUCCUUUAGAAUCAUUCAAAUAUUCUGAUACCUUAAUACUCAAUUUCCCUGGUGGUGGUUUCAUUGCCAUGCCUCCUCCAUGUCAUGAAGAAUAUUUAGCUCAAUGGGCUAAAACGACUCAAGUACCUAUUUUAAGUAUUGACUAUGGAAAAGCUCCUGAAUAUCCUUAUCCUUAUGCCAUAGAAGAAUGUUUUGAUGUUUACCGAAGCGUAAUUGAAAGUAAUGGUGAAGUAAUUGGAAUGGCUGGUUGGAAAGAUAAGGAUGGUAACCAGAGGAAACAAAUGAAAAUAGUUUUGAUUGGUGACUCCGCUGGCGGGAAUCUUGUUGCGUCAGUCAUGUAUAAAAUUCUUGAAUCUCAAAUGCCCAUUCCCCACCCUAAUGGUUUGAUUCUCAUUUAUCCAUGCCUUAAUUUUGAUAUUACUUGUUGGAUGCCACCAUCUCAGCUCUCGGUUAUUAGAGCUGAAUCUACGACUUCGAUUCCAGGAGUACUUGAAUCUAAAGAUCAUCUGAGUCAUAAGAGCCCUUUAUCUGUUGUUCCAGAUGUUAAGAGAAAAAGAUGGAGAAAGAGUUUUUCAAGGUCGACAGACGAUGAAAGAACAAUAGAAGAACGUGUCCAGGUGAUUGAGGGUCAUAAUGUCACUGGAUCUAAUGAAAAACUUCCACGUCCGGUUAUUGGAACUCGUUUAACAAUGACCAGUCGUAUGAGUUUCUUUAAUGAUAGAAUCAUUAACGCUGAUUUGGUAAAGUAUGAUUACUGA